This is a messenger RNA of Sesamum indicum (sesame), 1603 nucleotides long. RefSeq names its product 6,7,8-trihydroxycoumarin synthase-like. The record is from RefSeq and is a predicted model, not a curated record. Lineage: Eukaryota; Viridiplantae; Streptophyta; Magnoliopsida; Lamiales; Pedaliaceae. Gene Ontology annotation, molecular function: heme binding; monooxygenase activity; iron ion binding.
AUGUCGAUGCCCCUCGUUUUCCUACUAGCUCUCUCAUUAAUCAUCCUUGUUAUCCUACUAGCUCGAAGACGCAGCAAUAGCCCAGCUGGCCGAAAACUCCGGCGUCCUCCGGGGCCUCCGGGCAUUCCCUUCUUCGGGAACUUGCUCCAAUACGACCCCUCAAAUCUCCAUGUCCGCCUAGCAAAACUCUCAGACAAGUAUGGCCCGCUUAUGUCCAUGACGCUCGUCAGAAAGCCCGUGAUCGUCAUUUCAUCAGCGCGAGUGGCUGAAGAGGCUUUGAAGCACAACGACCUCGCAUUUUCGAGCAGGCCGUCUUUCAUUUGCACGCGCAAACUCUCUUACAACAACCGCGACAUCGCCGACUCACCGUACACAGAAUACUGGAGAGAAAUGCGGAAAAUAGUCGUUCUUCGUCUCUUCACGCUCAAACAAGUGAACUCUUUCCGCCCUGCCCGCAAAGACGAAGUAGCCCGCAUGGUGAAAGAAAUUUCCAGAUGGGCCAACGCUCAUCAGCCCGUUAAUAUUAAUGAAACGACGUUGUCAUUGUCGAGCAGCAUGGUAUCUAGGUUUGCACUGGGGAAGAGGUACGAUGAGGAGGACCGGUCGGAGAAGAGGAGGUUCGACAGGCUUCUGAAGCAAAUGCAGGAGCUGACGCUGCAAAUUUUCAUUGGUGAUUAUUUUCCUUGGCUGGGUUGGAUUGACAAGCUUUCUGGUAGGGUUUCUCGGCUGGAGAAGGGGUUUAAGGAUUUCGAUUCGUUUUAUGAAGAACUGAUUGAGGAGCAUCUGAGCCCGAAUAGGCCCGAGUCCAUGAACGGAGACAUUCUUGAUCUGCUGAUCCAAUUGAGAGAAGACCGCUCGUCGUCAGUUCAAAUUGGUUGGGAUCAUAUCAAGGGAGUGCUCAUGAACGUUUUCGUGGGCGGAACAGAGACAAGCGCAGUUACAAUAACAUGGGCAAUGGCAGCGAUGAUCAAGAAGCCUAAAGUAUUGAAAAAAGUGCAACAAGAAAUCAGAACUUUGGUCGAAAAGAAAGGUAGCAUAGAUGAAGAUGAUAUACAUACACUUGCCUAUUUUAAGGCAGUCGUGAAAGAGACUCUGAGACUAUACCCACCAGCUCCGCUCUCAGCUAGAGUGACAACUAAAGCAUGCGUUGUAGAUGGGUACCACGUUGAGCCUGACACCAUAGUUUAUGUGAAUCUCUGGGCGAUUGGUAGAGACCGGAACUUCUGGGAGAACCCAUAUGAGUUCUUGCCCGAGAGAUUCUUGAACAGUGACGUGGACUUUAAAGGGCAAGAUUUCGGAUUUCUUCCAUUUGGGACAGGGCGAAGAGUGUGCCCUGGAAUGGCCUUGGGGAUAGCAGAAGUGGAGCUGGCGCUUGCUAAUCUUCUAUACUCGUUCGACUGGGAAUUACCAGCCGGAAUGGUGGAAGAUGAUGUUGACAUGGAUUCCUCACCUGGAGUAGUAACUCAUAAGAAAAAUCCGUUGUGGUUGAUGGCCAAAAGCUAUCUGUAAUAAGUUAAGUUGCUAUUAUUUUUAGUGAAUUAUUAAGGGUGUUUUAAAUGGAUAAAUAAUGUGGUCGUGAGUUUGGAGUUUGAGAGAAUCAUCU